Messenger RNA from Paraglomus occultum, 3555 nucleotides. The record is from the annotation of a GenBank genome assembly. NCBI's taxonomy places the organism in Eukaryota, Fungi, Glomeromycota, Glomeromycetes, Paraglomerales, Paraglomeraceae.
AUGAGUUCUCUCGGAAGCGCAAAUAAUGACUUUGAGAGCGAAGAGCGUGGUGCACAACAGAGGGCACACGACUCCAAUCGUGGGAUAAGAAGAGGUCGAAGACGUGGCUGGCGUAAUAAUAGAGAGAACUUAACACCUAGUGCUCGUUCACAUGCAGAGGCUAGUUCACAAGGACAAUCAUCAAAUAAUCAUUUGCAACAAUCAAGCAUUAAUACAGUAAACGGCACUUCAAAGAGUAAUAAUGACAGGAACGCGAAUGUCAAUUUGAAUGAUUCUGAAAGCGUAGCUACCGCGAGCCUCAAAAAUGUGAAUCAAGAGCAUCAGACAGGUUCCGAAGACAUAAAAAACACUACAGAAACGACGCCCACGCAUACCGACCGUCCAUUAAACCAAGACUCACAUUUAGCUUCAACAUCAUAUACCAACUCUAGAAGCAAUAAUCAACGUGGCAGACCGAAUAGGAGGACAGAUCGCUCUUCAAUUGCUGGGCGACGAGGAGGGCCGAGCCGGACACAACCGAGAGAGGAACCAUUUACCGAGACGAGUCGAUCGGGGACAUCGAUGCGGACGGGGAUGCGGGGCCAGGGGCGGUGGAAACGCAGGUCAGAAGAAACGAGCUCGUCGGGAGUUGCGUCGUCAUCCGAAACACACUGCGACCCUUCUCAACAAACUAGUACAAACACAACCACACGGACAAUUGGCUCAUCUUCAACGUCCACGAACAAUCCUCACGCUUUUCCUCGUGCACCCCGUGCACCCCGCCCACCCCGGACCCGUCGUCCACCCCGCCCAAAUGCGUCUGCAUCAGUUUCAUCUACCACUGACGUGCUAUCGUCCAUAACUCAUGGCUUAUCAACUUCCACUUACGAAUGUAUGAUCUGCUGCGAAGUCAUCCGGCCUUCACAUAAAACGUGGUUUUGCUCUACGUGUUGGGCGGUAUUCCACCUGCAUUGUGCUCAGAAAUGGGCGAGGAAGUCAAUGACUGACAUCGGAUCAUCCGUAUCAGGAGAGAUAAAUGCGGACCGAAAUUGGAGAUGUCCAGGAUGUCAGAAUAGAAACACAGAUAUUCCAACAGAGUACAAGUGUUUUUGUGGAAAGUCAAAGGAUCCGGAAAUGAAUAGAUAUAUUACACCGCAUAGCUGUGGAGACGUAUGUGGACGUCCCAGAGAGUGUCCACAUAGUUGUGUACUAAACAAAUCAUUCGAAUGGUUAUUCUUGCGGAGAACCAUGUGGCAAGAGUGUACAAUGCAUUCUUGUGAGACGUCAUGCCAUGCAGGUCCAUGCCCGCCUUGUGAUACAAUUCAAAUGCAACAUUGUUAUUGUGGCAAAUCCACACGCGAAGCUAAAUGUGGACAAGGUGAUGCGGUUGCCUGUAAAGAUGGUUCAGCUGAACGGUUUGGAUAUUAUGCAUGUGAAAAACUCUGCGACAGACUUCUCGCAUGCGGCGUACAUAGAUGCGAAUCCAGAUGUCAUCCUAUUUCUGCAGUUGAGCCCUGCCCUCGUGACCCAUCUCUUGUGACUACCUGCCCUUGCGGUAAACGCACAAUUCAUUCUCUCUUGAAGCGACAGCGCGUCUCCUGUCAAGAAGACAUCCCUCUUUGCGGAAGUUCAUGUAACAAACAGCUUCCAUGCGGUCAUCUAUGUCAAGACUUUUGUCAUUCGGGGGAUUGUAAGCCUUGCGAGGUUCUCACAAAGGUCAAGUGCAGGUGUGGAAGUAUGGAAUUCGAACGUAUUUGUAAGGAUGUUUCUAGUGCGAACGAAUCACUGGAGUGUGAAAGAAUAUGUCAUACGCUGAGAGAAUGUGGAAGACAUGAGUGCGGUAAACGGUGUUGUCCAUCGAUUAAUAAGGUGAAAGUCGGGAGAAGAGGUUUUAAUAGGCGAGCUAAUGAGGAAAUAGAUGAGAAUCACAGAUGUACUCUGAUUUGUGGGAAGAACCUUAAAUGCGGAAAUCAUACUUGUCAGAUACUUUGUCAUCGAGGACAUUGUCCUCCAUGCUUAGAGGCUUCAUUUGAUGAGUUGACAUGCGCUUGUGGUCGAACGAAAGUGUAUCCUCCAAUUUCAUGCGGCAUGAAAUUACCUUCUUGUCCGUAUACGUGUACACGUUCUCCACCUUGUGGUCAUAGUGAAAUUACCCAUCCUUGUCAUGAAGAUGGCCAGCCGUGCCCUCCGUGUCCGUCAUUAGUCAACAAGUUAUGUAUGUGCGGGAAGACGGUCGUAAAGAGCGUUCCUUGUCACCAGACAACAGUCAGUUGUGGUCGUAUCUGUGAUCUUCCCAUUUCAUGUGGUGGGCAUAGGUGUAAGCGUUCCUGUCACUCGGGUAACUGUUUGAUUGGCGAGAAUGGUUUAAAUGGAAAAUGCGCACAGAAGUGCGGUAAGAUAAAAGUUUGCGGGCAUGAAUGUACAGCUGAAUGUCAUGCUCCUGCUAGGUGCCCUGAAGACGUCCCUUGCGAGACGAUGAUGGUCGUUAAGUGUCAGUGUGGGAGAAUCAGUAAGGAGAUUAAAUGUAAUGCGACUGUAGAGAACGCGGGUGAGAUUAUGAAUAGACAUUUGGGAUGUGAUGAGGCAUGUGCUCUUGCUGAGCGUAAUCGUAGACUUGCAGAGGCAUUGGAAAUCGAUAGUGAUGACACCUCCAAGAUUGAAAUUGAAUAUGAAGAGAAUUUGGUGAAUAUGUAUAGUAAGAAUAAGGUGUGGGCUAAGAAUCUUGAGAAUGUGAUAGGUGAAUUUAUCACAUCUGAUAAGCAAACAUUGAAUCUUCCGGCAAUGAAAGGUCCAUUUCGGAAGUUUGUACACGAGUUGUGUGGUCACUAUCGAUUAGCAUCGGAAAGUGUUGAUGUUGAGCCAUAUAGAAGUGUAAUAUUAAGGAAAAAACCCGAGUCAAGAAUUCCUUCACUAUUAUUAUCACAAGCGGCGAUUAGUCCUAAUCAGGCUAGCCAAUCAACAUCUACAACGGCAUCUGUAACAGCAACAAGCGUUCGCAAGCCUAAACAGCCAGUAAAUGCCCUCUAUCUCUCCGAAUUGUCUUGUGGGCUCAGCAAAGAGGAAUGUCAAAAGCAUGUUGAGCCACUUAUGGGAAAACUCAGUUUUGUCAUUAAAUGGGUGAAUGAGAACGACGCGUAUAUUCUACCGUCUAUGACUGCAAUGGGAAUGGAUGAAGUAGAAUUAACGCUCACCAGACUCAAACAUGCACUAAACGAUGGACUAAAGGGUAUUGCUCAAUCUGUUGAACUAUGCUGGGUUAAUUCCAAAUACGAAGUAAUAAGUAGAGAGAAGAACAAUGUGAUUAGUAACGCAUUCUUUGAGGGCGAAAGCAAAACUAGAGUAACCCAGGCGACUGUUCGCGAUGCGGAUCCUAUUCCUGUUGGAAUCAAUCCUUUUGGUGUGUUGAUGACCGUAGGCGACCACGAUUCAACCGUGUCCGAUGAUUCAUCUGACAGAGUUCUUUUGUCUACGUCGAACAACAAGAGUGGAAACGAUGAGACAAAGAACGAAGCGCGGACUGUUUCACCUUCUGAUGACGUCGUUGACGAUUGGGAGUUAUUAAGUGAUGAAGAAUAG